GCAUGAAAUGCCCCUCGACCAAUUGCAGUCUUUAAAACGAGGUCUGAAGAAGAAACUCAGCAGCAGGUUAGGUAAGCAGAGUCAUCACUACGAGUAGAGCUGCACAACAGGCUCUAUUGUCAACUUUCGCCCGAAGAAGCCAUCUCCGCGUUGUGCCCCUUUUGAUAUAUUGUAACGAUUCACUUCAUUCCACGCAGUAAGUUAUGUAUUUGAUGCCAGUUGAUAGCAAAUUGAAUUAUGUGUGCUUUUUAGAGCAGCCUAUGCUAUCCUAGCAUUGCAACCAGUGCUGUGCUGGCCCACCAGGAAAUCGAGCACGCACUUUCACAGUGUGAAGUGCGUGGUCGAUUUCCUGGUGGGAUGGACCAUGAUGCCGGUGUUUGUCAUGUAAACUGAAUAGCUAUCUGUCGUCUUUCAAGUACAGAUCUCAUCUCAACACUGCGCAUUACAGAAUUCUACAGCAAAAAUGACAGAGACGAGAAACCCCAACAACCAACAAAACGGAGAUGCCGUGAUGCCAGAAACGUCGACGAGGGAUGAUGUUUUUGAUGAUAGUUAUAAAGCAAAAGAGGGCCCUAAACCGCCGAUGAGACUGGUGUGGAGAAACAUCAUAUUAAUGUUUUUGUUACAUAUUGGAGCGUGUUAUGGACUGAUGCUCGUGCCCUCCGCGUCGGCCCUAACUCUGGCUUGGAGUAAGUAUCCCCAUUUACUGCAUGUGCCAUUUUAGUCAAAUGUUUUUGUUGCGCUUGUAUCGGGUUUUCGCGUUUUACAUUUUUCCUCGUUAAAGUUGUUGGGCUACGCAGUAUGGUUUAUCCGGUCGACCUACGAGAAGAGAAUGUGCUGAACCGGGUGAUGCAUUUGUGAAGUAGACGCUUGGUGGUAUUACACCGACAUGUUGCUGCUUGCCCGCCCUCCUAUAAGAAUAUUGUUGGAUGUUGGUAAAUCUAUUUCGGGGCACACCUACUCAAUAUAUUUCCAAUGGAAAUAACAAACACACAGUCAUAAGGGCCUAUUGGGUGACUUCUCUUGUAUCAUAUAACGGAAUAUGUAGCCUAACAGUUUACGGACCAUCUAUCAUAAAUUAAACAAACGGCACAUAGGCUAGGCCUACUGUGGUGCAGAUGGAGAGACUUUUGGAAUGUGUGGCCUGAGGCACGUCUGUUCACAAUAUGUUUCUGAAUUAGAAAAUAGCUACACCCAUCUUUGUUUGCUUGUUUAGACAGAACAAAACGUGCAGGGGUUUUUAAUUAUGUUAUUGUGAGAAUAGUUGGAAUAGACAGGAUUUAUGACGUGGAUUAUACUAAACAACCCAAACUGUGUUUCCACUGUUGCCUUUCUUUCUCGCGCUCUCGCUCUCAUAUGCUGAACUGCACAUUAUUGCACUAAGCAAGACAAAGAACAAUCGCCAUUCCAAUAGACAUUCCAUUGUGAGGCUACAUGGCACCACAACAGAAUGUCUCUUCUUUGCUGCCGGACCAGUUGGAGGUCCCGGGUUCUCACAUCCUAAGCAGCCUUAUGUGGCUGCACAUAGAAACACAUUCAGCAGUUUUACAACAACAACCCUGAGAGUAGUAGAGUAGACAUGCAUACAUACUGCUAUUGCCAGUUCCCAACAGAAAUAACUCUUAUCAUGACAGAAACUAGGCAGGGAUGGGUAACGGACAUGGGGCAUGAUGUCCCUUUUAACUACUAGGAGUCAAAUGUCUCUCAUUUUCACAUGAUUCUGUGUAUGCUUGUGUGAGCCAAACAUGGGUGUCUGUAUAUCUAGCCUAAUCUCUCUCUCUGUCUCUCUCCAUUCCCUAGCUGCUUUGUGCUUCUUGAUCAGUGCCCUUGGUAUAACCGCGGGGGCGCACCGCCUCUGGAGUCACAAGUCCUACAAGGCUUCCACCCCACUCCGAGUCUUUCUGGCCCUCGCUAACUCCAUGGCCUUUCAGGUAAACAGAGGAAAACUUUUUGAAUUGAAUAACCUUUAUUGAACCUCAGAGGAAAUUGGAUUUGUCGCCAGCAUAGGACACCUACAGGGACAAAAACAGACACAGGCAUACACACGCAUCAUACACUUGGAAGGCUAAACUAGUGCCAACAACCAACAUGGCUCUUCCAAAAGACCAAGGCUCUUUUUUUCUAGAGUGUUGCUUCAAUUUAAAAGGCCUUUAUUGUGUUGGCAUAUCCGUGAGGGAAAGUUAGAAAAGCAGGACAGAGAGCUAGCAGGGACUACCACCAAGUGCCAACGAUUUAGCGGCGUUAGCCAGCCUUCAUCAAAAACAUCAACACAAGAAUACUUAUCCAAAUCAGGGACAAAAUCCCCUCAUUAAAUAGACCCAUUUUAUAUUCUAUAAAUCCCCCAAAUUAGAUGUAUGAAGUGACAUCAUGUGGCCUAUGACCUCCUUACAAACUGAUGACUUGAUUUAAAGAAGUGGCCAAUGCAAUCAGGUUAAGGGUUUAGUCAAAAAAGGUCUAUGCCAGUCCCCACCAAUAACAACAACCGCAUUAAUGAGCGACCAAUUGUGCAAUAUGCUGGUGUAUAUAAAGGAUGAUUGAGUGUUUCUAACACAUUUCCACUGGCAUUAAUGAUUGCAUUUAAUCUGAGUGCUGUUGCCUGUAUAAUCUGCGUUGUUGUGCUGACUGACUGAUGCUGCCCCGUUAAUCUGAUCGUCACCUCUUAAUACUCAUUGUGUUGAACUGUAAUUCUCUACUGUGGAUUUAUACUCAAGUAUACUAUGUUUAAACCCUCUCUCUGGUGUUGUGCCCAUACCUGUUAAUAUUAGUGUGUUCUGACAUAUCAAUUGCUUGUAGAAUUAAAGCAUAGAGAUGGAGAUAAAUACAUGGUUUAGCUCUAUGGUACAAAGAACAGAAAUAGGACAGCACUUAAACUUAAAUUUACAUUUUUAUUGCCGAACGUUUCGGGUAUGAGCCCAUCAGCUUGCAUGGCUGUCAAUGGUUCUCUAUAGUAGAAACACCAGAACUGUGGAUCUAUGGCCAUAUAGAUCAAGCAUCUCGGAGUAAGUGCUGAUCUAGAAUCAGGUUCUCCCUGUCUAUGUAGUCUAAUUUAUUGUGAUCUAAAAAGCAAAACUGAUCCUAAAUCGGCACUCCUACUCUGAGACGCUUGAUUCACACGGCCCAAGAUUCCUUUGUUGCUGUUAUUAGUGUUGGAUAUACAGUUGAAGUCGGAAGUUUACAUACACUUAGAUUGGAGUCAUUAAAACUCGUUUUUCAACCACUCCACACAUUUCUUGUUAACAAACUAUAGUUUUGGCAAGUCGGUUGGGACAUCUACUUUGUGCAUGACACAAGUCAUUUUUCCAACAAUUGUUUACAGACAGAUUAUUUCACUUAUAAUUCACUGUAUCACAAUUCCAGUGGGUCAGAAGUUUACAUACAUUAAGUUGACUGUGCCUUUAAACAGCUUGGAAAAUUCCAGGAAAUGAUGUCAUGGCUUUAGAAGCUUCUGAUAGGCUAAUUGACAUCAUUUGAGUCAAUUGGAGGUGUACCUGUGGAUGUAUUUCAAGGCCUACCUUCAAACUCAGUGCCUCUUUGCUUGACAUCAUGGGAAAAUCAAAAUAAAUCAGCCAAGACCUCAGGAAAAAAAUUGUAGACCUCCACAAGUCUGGUUCAUCCUUGGGAGCAAUUUCCAAACGCCUGAAGGUACCACGUUCAUCUGUACAAACAAUAGUAUGCAAGUAUAAACACCAUGGGACCACGCAGCCGUCAUACCGCUCAGGAAGGAGACAAGUUCUGUCUCCUAGAGAUGAACAUGCUUUGGUGCGAAAAGUGCAAAUCAAUCCCAGAACAACAGCAAAGGACCUUGUGAAGAUGCUGGAGGAAACAGGUACAAAAGUAUCUAUCUAUAUCCACAGUAAAACAAGUCCUAUAUCGACAUAACCUGAAAGGCCGCUCAGCAAGGAAGAAGCCACUGCUCCAAAACCGCCAGAAAAAAGCCAGACUACGGUUUGCAACUGUACAUUGGGACAAAGAUUGUACUUUUUUGAGAAAUGUCCUCUGUUCUGAUGAAACAAAAAUAGAACUGUUUGGCCAUAAUGACCAUCGUUAUGUUUGGAGGAAAAAGGGAGAUGCUUGCAAGCCGAAGAACACUAUCCCAACUGUGAAGCACAGGGGUGGCAGCAUCAUGCUGUGGGGGUGCUUUGCUGCAGGGGGGACUGGUGCACUUCACAAAAUAGAUGGCAUCAUGAGGAAGGAAAAUUAUGUGAAUAUAUUGAAGCGACAUCUCAAGACGUCAGUCAGGAAGUUAAAGCUUGGUCGCAAAUGGGUCUUCCAAAUGGACAAUGACCCCAAGCAUACUUCCAAAGUUGUGGCAAAAUGGCUUAAGGACAACAGUGAAGGUAUUGGAGUGGCCAUCACAAAGCCCUGACCUCAAUCCUAUAGAACAUUUUGUGGGCAGAACUGAAAAAGCGUGUGCGAGCAAGUAGGCCUACAAACCUGACUCGGUUACACCAGCUCUGUGAGGAGGAAUGGGCCAAAAUUCACCCAAUUUAUUGUGGGAAGCUUGUUGAAGGCUACCUGACAUGUUUGACCCAAGUUAAACAAUUUAAAGGCAAUGCUACCGCAUACUAAUUGAGUGUAUGUAAACUUCUGACCCACUGGGAAUGUGAUGAUAUAAAUAAAUCAUUCUCUCUACUAUUAUUCUGACAUUUCACAUCCUUAAAAUAAAGUGGUGAUCCUAACUGACCUAAGACAGGGAAUUUUUACUAGGAUUAAAUGUCAGGAAUUGUGAAAAACUGAGUUUAAAUGUAUUUGGCUAAGGUGUAUGUAAACUUCCGACUUCAACUGUAAGUACCUCCUAAACAACCACAUCACUUCAUUUAUUUCUUCCAGAAUGACAUCUAUGAGUGGGCGAGGGACCACCGGGUUCACCACAAGUACUCUGAGACGGAUGCCGACCCCCACAAUGCAGUGCGGGGCUUUUUCUUCGCUCACAUUGGUUGGCUGCUUGUACGCAAGCACCCUGAAGUCAUCGAGAAGGGCAAGAAGCUGGAGCUGACGGACCUGAAGGCAGAUAAAGUCGUCAUGUUCCAGAGAAAGUAAGAAGAUAACAUUUUCAGUCCAUGCCCUGUACCGUCCUAGUCCCCUGCCUUUCAUCUAAUGUCUUAUAUGCCACUUAGCAGACACGUUUAUCAAAAGAAGCUCAUAGUUGUGAAUACAUUUUCGGAUGGGUGGCCCCAGCGGGAAUCGAACUUGCGAUCUUGGCAUUGCAAGCCCCGUGCUCUACCAAGUGAGCCACACAGGACGGUUUGUCUAUUGGUAUUAUGUCCUGUAAAGAGUUUAUGACGCAAUGCACAUUUCUGUGAUAAGAUAACGUUUUAUUGUCUUAUCUUAAUACUUAAAGAUAUUGCUUUAGGGAGAUUGCUGCUCCUCAGACGUUAUCUGUUGAUUAAAGCUUGACCUAACAAAGACCAUCUGUCAACAUUGUUAUUGUAUCACCUAUUUAACUUUAUCAAAAGAUUACAUUUGGGAGCAGCAAGUCAGUGAGCCAUGUAUUGGAUCUUAUUCCUGGUCAUGUUCUUGGAUGUGCGUAAAAACCCCUCCUUUCAUAAGAACAGUUGUACCCUCAUGCCACCAAUUAUGAAGUGUUUGUUUGUUUUGAGGAACUGGAUUUCUUGUUGUACUUUAUUAAAAUCUACGUACAGUAGCUAGCUGUCACCUUUCAGUUGGAAGUAUUUUUUUUAAAGGACCAAUGCAGCAGUAUUUAUCUCUAUUUCUGGGUAACCUUGCUGUAAUAGUAUCCAUUAAAACAGACAAAAAAUAGCUUUUUAGCGAAAAACUAUUUCUCAAGCAAGACUUUUGCUAGGACUGUCUGGGAGUGGUCAGAGUGGGAGGGGGAAUCUUAAAACUAGCUGUUAUUGGCAGAGGUUCGGAACCCCUUUUUUUUUUUCUUCCUAUUAACCAAUUUACCACCUGGUGAUGUCACCAGGCAAGCUGAAACUCCCUCCCAUGUAAACAGGCUGAAUAUAAGGUCCUGUGUAGAUUGUAUUUUCAACCAGCAACUAUCAGGAAAUAACACUUAUCAAAAUGUCACACUUUUACAGCGUUAGUUUCAUCGGCUGUUGUACAAUAUGAUACAAAACACAGUAAAAUCUGAAUUUCUGACUGCGCUGGGCCUUUUUAAAGGUGUUGGCCCUGACGAGGCCUUUGUCAGUACCCUCGCUCUGAAUCAUGCAGUGUUGUAGCUAGAAGCCUAUUUGCAUUCUGGAAAAGUUGUACCAAACCUCCAUUGGCAGUGGCACGGCACAGAAUGUACCACAGAGGGGUAAUUUAACGCUCAUUGAACACUUGAAAGAGCUCUGUAUAAAAUCCACCAUAGAAACCGGUGGUUACAGAAUGAAUGUCACAUCAAGAUUCGGACUGCAUGUGACUGGUGAUCAGAUGAUGCCAUUGAGUUUUGCGUUUUCCCUCUACUUUCAGCUAUGCCACCAGACAUAAUACCUUUUUUAUCUUGUCACUACAAGAUAAUCAAGCAAACCAAAACUGGUGUGUUCCACAUUGUUGUACGUACGGAUGUUCCACGAGACCAGCAGUUACUCAACAACAUUUAGAUGUAUUUGAAUUCAUUGUCUAUGCAUGACAAUAUCUAAAGUAAACCAAACUCUUGAGUGUUCCACACAAAUGUCUCAUUGUUAGGACCAGGUGCUUUCCUGACCAUGUGACCAGACAAGAUAAAUCUAUGCCCCAGUUAGCUAUACUUCUGUGUAUGUUGCGUGAGAGCAGCCCCAGUAACUUGACUGUUGAUCUCUCGUGAGUGUUGCAGUGCUCUCUGCACUGGUGCUCUCUGAAUACGUUUCUCCAUUCUAGCCACGACCAGAGGAAGUGGUAGUCUGGUUUGCGGUGGACGUGACAGCGCUGGUUGCUGAUCUUUUGAUAAGAGUUGUCAUCUCUGCUAGGGCCACGGUCAGGCCAUACCCCCAUAAAGUACAGUGGCUGGUGACUGGCUGGCCAUUGGUCAACAUGCAGCGGGUACUCUUGGACGCAGUCCCAAACUAGUAUCACCACAGCUCUUAUAGGAAAGGGUGAUUUUAACAUAAGGUGGUAGACGCACUCAACUGAUCAGAAGAUUUUGUCAAAACAUGUUUUAUGUGGACUGAGAACUAGGUGCGACGUUCCCCAGUAUAGUACCUCUGUUUAUGAAACUAGGUGUUUGGGGUGGUGGUGUUGUUGACUUCCCAGCUUUAGUAACUUCAUUUUAGAUUCAUCGUAACAGAAUAGCCUGGUGUUCAAAUUGCAUGCUUCUAUUUCCAUUUACAAGCUCUAUUGAGUAACAUAGCUACUUAUUUAUGUUUGAUAAAUGUAAUCUCUCCCACCCACCCCAGAAAUGAAUGGCUGAGCUCAAUAGAUUUUCUUUGUAUUUGAGAGACACACACACACACACACACACACACCAAACAAUGUCUCCACUCUCAGUAGAUCUUUAACAUCUCAUCUCUCUCCUCUAGGUACUACAAGCUGUCUGUGGUCCUGCUGUGUUUCCUGGUGCCCAUGUGGGUGCCCUGGUACCUGUGGGGUGAGUCCCUGUGGGUGGGCUACUUCAUCCCGGGCCUCAUGAGGUACGCCCUGGUGCUGAAUGCUACCUGGCUGGUCAACUCUGCCGCUCACAUGUGGGGCAACCGACCCUACGACCGCAACAUCAACCCCAGUGAGAACCGUUUCGUGGCCUUCAGCGCCAUCGGUAAGGACUGGAUCAUCUUUCUCUUUAAGGGGGGGGUGGAGAGCCACUCUCCAGAGUUGGGGUCAAUGUAUUUUUUCACUUGUAGUAAGCCCCCCCCCCCCCCCCCCAUUUUACGUGAACUAUCACAGUGGGCAGUGGCUUAUACUUCACAACCAACCCCAGGCACUAUAAAGGAUUCUUAAUACUGGAAGUUAGGCGGGGACCAUAGAGAUGUAUGUAUAAUAAAAUAAAUUCAUCCAGGUUUCACAAUUGGCAAAUCUGAAAUGGCAACCUAUUCCCUAUAUAAUGCACUACUUUUGGCCAGAACCUUGCACUCUAUAGGGAGUAUAUAGACACAGCCAAUGUGUCAUUUUAAAUCAUUUUGGUGACCCCACUGCAGUUCACCCCCGACUUUCAAUACCACUGUUCUACUGUAACCUCUCGUCCAUAUGAGCUGCCUGUUUGUCAGCUGUGAAAAUCACGCUUUAGUUGAAUAGCUUAAAACAAGUGGGAAUUGUAAUUGACUAUCAACCAAGAUGACACUAAUAUAGCUCAGAUACUUACAACUCUGGAUUUAGAGGGCUGCUGUAGGUUGGUGCAGGUUUUUGAGUCAUCUAAUUCUGGUUCUUCAAGUUGGAGACUAUAAUUAACUUAGCUGAAUCAUGUGUUUGAGUGCUAGGCUGGAAUGAAAGCUUGCACACAGCCGCCCACCAAGGCUGAAGUUACCCAUCCCUGUUGUGGAACUUCUGACUCCAAGUGCUUUAGUUUACAUAUCACCUGUACUGUUAUCAAAUUAUGUUUUCAAGCCUAUUGGGGGGGGGGAAGUAACUCUCAUAGAUUCAUAACUGUAGCAUUAGCAGGUGCAUGGAGUAAAACCAAAAAAUUAAUCCUGUCUUGGCUGUCCCCACAUCAGCUGUUGGUCUAUGGUUUUAACCUGAUUUCCCUGUCCCCUUGUGUCCUUCCUUCCAGGCGAGGGCUUCCACAACUACCACCACACCUUCCCCUUCGACUACGCCACCAGUGAGUUCGGCAUUAAAAUGAACAUCACCACCGCCUUCAUAGACCUCAUGUGCUUCCUGGGUCUGGCCAAGGACUGCAAGAGGGUGUCCCGCGAUCUUGUCUCAGCCCGCGCCCAGCGAACAGGUGACGGCAGCCACAAGACUGGCUGAGUAAUGUUGUCUCAACCGCCUCCAACUGUUACGGACUCGAUAAGACCGAUACCAGAUAUGAUGAAACAGGCAAAACCAACGAAAGAUGGAAAGAAUGUAUCUGUAGUAAAUUGCAGCGAUGAUGGAGUUAGUAGUGCUGCACGUAGUAGUGAUCAGAUCAUGGUUCAUUGAUGUCUCAUUUCUGUAUUAUGAGUUAACCUAUUCCUGAGUUCCUCAGACUAAUAUUGGCUUUAAAACGGUCCUAGACCUUUCAGUAAAUUGUGUAUUUUUUUAUUUGAUGUUUUUGAAAUGAAUGCUGUGUGAGGUUACUAGCCAAAGCGAGCUUAUUUAGUGGAAAGACUGGGCAUUUUGGCACGGACACUCGAAGAGUCUUGAUUAGAGAGUCAUGUUAUCUGUGGAAUAACCUGAAUAUGUGUGUGUGGCGGAGAUAGACGGGUGUAAUGUGUGACACCAUUACACCAACCAAACUACCCGCCUGUGCCAUCUGUGCACCAACAAUGAAGAUGGGAGAACAUUAACCUCUAAUUUAUUCAUGUGCUAUUAUUAAUUAACCCUCUGUGGCACUUUUGAAAUUGUUAAGGCGAAGCAGGCAAGUUUUGUUUUGAUCAUGUCGUUUGGUUCAAUUCGGACAAAAAUGAAUCUCUUCGAUAUGUCAGGAUCUGUCAAUCAGUCGCGCUUUGCUGACAUUCAUUUCAUAAGAGUCUAAAUCCUGGGAGAAGUCCAGCUUUUGUCAAGUUCAAGAUAAAAUUCACGUUAUUUACAUUUUAUUUGUUUUUAUUUUACCAAGCCACCCAACUUCAGUCUCAUUUGACCAUAAGCUGCUGUUGAAACAGCCCUACCUACUUCAUAGUCAACGUACUGUUUAGCUUUCAUUAAAUACCAGACCAUAUUCCAUAUAGGCUGGCGUAGAAGUUCAGUUCUGCCGUGGCAUUACCCAUGAAAGCACCAGUGGUCUCCUCCUGUCCAAGUUGCUCUUAACAGGAGUCUUUCCUCCUUGUAGAAGAGGAUGAAGGAAGUUCUCCAAGUCUCAAAUGGCACCCUAUUCCCUAUAUAGUACACAACUUUUGACCUGGGCUCUGAUCAAAGGUAGUGCACUAUAUAGGGAAUAGGGUGCCAUUUGGGA
Molecule: messenger RNA, 9946 nt
Organism: Coregonus sp. 'balchen'
Lineage: Eukaryota; Metazoa; Chordata; Actinopteri; Salmoniformes; Salmonidae
Source: the annotation of a GenBank genome assembly